Messenger RNA from Phyllotreta striolata, 5827 nucleotides. NCBI's taxonomy places the organism in Eukaryota, Metazoa, Arthropoda, Insecta, Coleoptera, Chrysomelidae. The record is from the annotation of a GenBank genome assembly.
CAUUUUUCGAUUAUGUUGUGAAUAUGAUUUUCAUUGGUAAAUGUUCAUAAAUUUCGCAUUUUUUACUAUUGCAACUAGUCCUUUAGUUAUCGAGAAAUGGCAUCGAAAGAUAAAAGCUUAAAGGACGCUCUGAAAGAAAUAUUCAAACGAAACAAAAGCGGCACAAGUAGUUUCGGCAAUCGAAGCGAAAUUGUACAUAUUAGCGAAGAGGUACUUCGAGAUUUGAACAAAGAAUCUCCCCUAAACACUAGAGUAAGGGUGCUGAAGGAACUUUGCGUGAAAGUCACCGAAGGUAAAUUGGAAAAUACCAUAGUAGAAAAAUUAUGGAAAGGAGUAGACGAUUUAUUCGGCCCCCAAUACCCCACGGAAGUGCGCCACUUGGCCUUCUACUUUCUGCAAUGUCUCCUGAGAGGCCAAUCGAACAUAAGCGAAAUAAUGAGAGCCAUCUUCUUCCAUUUCAUCACGAAUCACAAUCUACCCGAGGACACUGGACAGCGAUUCGAUUUGCUCAACAUACUCACCUCCAACGGACGGACGUUGUUGCAUUUCGAAGAAAAAGUCGGUAGAUUUCUGCUAAACUGGAUCCCGGAAAUUUCGCAAGCCGGCAAAAUCGAAGAGUAUCUGAGCAUGUUGGAUAAUUUAGUGAGAUACAACGCUGCUUAUUUAGACGAUGAAGUCAUCUCUGGUUUUAUUCAACAUAUAUGUGUGUUAUGUUGUGGUUUAAACACUAAAACCGUUAAAUCGUGUUUAGAAAUUAUGUCUUCUAUAGUAGCCUACAGUAACAUGCCUCCUGAAUCGUUACCCAAGUUUAUAGGCGCCCUAUGCCGAACUGUAGUUAUCGAAGAGUACUGCACUAUGAGUUGGACUGUGAUGAAAAAAUUGUUGGGUACCCAUAUGGGACACUCGUCUAUAUUCACCAUGUGCAGAAUUCUACAAGAGCCCGAUUUGAGGUCCGAUACUGAGCUUCUAAGGGGCGCUGUGUUUUACACUCACAUGGCUUUGUGGAGUUCCUCACCAUUGACUAACUUGCAUUGUCCACCGAGCUCGGUUUUACCUUCUUUUCUACAGGCAGUUAAAUGUAAUCAAGCAGCUGUUGCUUUCGAAGUUGUAGCCGGAUUGAAACAAUUAAUCCAGCGUCACGGGACGGAACUACAGGACCCCGCCUGGUCAAUAUUACUACAGAUUUUAUUCCACAUAAUAACUAACAUCGAUCUCUCGUCUUCGCUAGACGUGAACAAAUUGGUAGCUGCAUCCAUUCACGAUACUCUCAAUCUGAUCGAGCAUCUGAUGAAAACCGAUUGCUUCUACGGCUCCGUCAAGCAAUUCUACGAUAUCAUCGAGGAGUGCUCUUCAGUGAGGCCGGACAGCUCGAUAUUGGGCCUCAUAAACUACCAAGCUCGGAGUAUCGUUCCCAUCGAGCAUCUCUGGUUGACUAAUCUCAAUAACAUGCUGGCGAAGUACUUCAAACCAGAUGUUAGGAGCAGCGUGAGGCUGAGAGUUCUGGAGAUUUUGAAUCAUGUAAUUAAAUUGAAUAGGAGAUUAUAUGAAGAUGAACUAAUAGACAGGAUAGUUGUACCUCAUAUGGGGAGUAUCGUGCAAUGUACAGAUGUUACAGUGAGAUCUUCGGUAGCUUCAUUGUUAAUUGACUUGUGCCUUGAUUGUGAAUCUAAAAAAUGUCUUGAUCUGCUCGAUAUAUUAGAAAAGAUGUUACUUAGACCAUUCGAAUCUCACCCGCCCGACACUAUUCCUCGACCGGAACUCGAACACAGCGACUUAAAGUGCCUGGUCGAAGGCCUAAUAAAAGUGUUUAUCAUCAAAAUUCACAAACUACCAUCGAUGCACGCGGUAAAAAUUCACAAAAUGCUGGUAACUUUCUUGGAGCUGCACUAUAAGCAGCAGAAGAUCCUCGAAAGCGUACCAAUCGUCAGAAAAAUGAUUUUGGAGUGUUUGCUAAAGUUACGCGCGGACGCAAGAUACCAUUUAGGUUACCUGAGCGGGAACAAAAUCAGAUUCAGUCCCUAUUUGUGCGUGGUUUACAAAACCACAGAUCGAGGCAACUUGGGAUCUCCCGUGCCCCAAUCGCCCGCACCCGUACAAAGAUUACCGGUGACAGUAACCCAAUUAUCGCUCAAAAGAGCUUUCAACGUAUUCACAACGUGCCUAUCAAUGGAGAAAGAUUGGGAAGUAUUGCAUUUAGUGCUAGUUGAAUUGACUAAAGGUUUGCAAAACAAAUCUUUAAUACUCUCGAAACAUGGAAACAGCGACCUCGACGUUCUCGUAGACGUUCUUUGUUCAAUGGUCGUCGAUAAGACAUACAAUCUACCGGACUCUCUGAACAUAACGAUACCUCGAUCCGAUUUUUACGCCAUCGUUUUGUUGGUCAUCGUGAAUUUGGCGUCGUACCACAGCUACCUCGAUCAAAUCCACCAACAGAAGAUGAUUCGAUGCAUCAUAAAGUGCCCCAAUUCGUUGGGGCCCCGAAGCGCCAAGCACAGCAUAUCCGCGCUGACCAUAUGCGGCGUCGAAAUGAAGGAGGCCAUGGUGAAGAUGCUGCCCGAAGUGCUGCUCAGCCUGUCCAAAAUCUCCGCCACCAUACACAUCGCCGUACCGGUGCUGGAGUUUUUAUCGACGUUGAGUCAACUGCCUACGUUGUACGCGAAUUUCGUAGCCGAGCAGUACAUGUCCAUUUUCGCCAUAGCCCUGCCGUACACGAAUCCUUUCAAGUACGACCAUUACACGGUGUCGCUGGCGCACCACGUCAUCGCCGUGUGGUUCCUGAAAUGUCGCUUGACGUUUAGGAAGGAUUUCGUGCGAUUCAUCACGAAGGGCCUGCAGACGAACCUGUUGCCGUUCGAAGAGGGCGUGUUCCAUCAGAACCUGAGCGAUCUGAACCAGGACAGUUCGGACAGGAAGCGGAGCUCAAGUCUGACGGAGCAGGGCUCGCGCAAGCGAUCGGCCACCAUGUCGUCUGUGCGCGACAAAUCGAUGGGGCAAAAACCGGGCGAGAAGACGACGACAUUCUACCAAGAACUGACCGAGACUUGUAUCGAUUUGAUGGCGCGAUACGCUUAUUCGCCGUGCAGCGCGCUGCCUAGAAGGCUGCCUGUUGCCGAUUUCCUAAUGACCGGAGGCCAAAGUAUGUGCUGGUUCAUCGGUAACAAACUGAUAACCAUAACGACGAGCGGCUGCUCGAAGAGGAUACUCAAAAACGGAUUAUGCGAUAAGUGCCUGGCUAUUUGCAGUUGCCAGAACGAAGGCAGAAAGACGAAGUCGAGUAGAAGCGGUAGUAACGAAACGGAGGAUUUGGAUUGGAUAUCCAGGCAAAAUUCCAACGAGAAAUCCAACACGAACACCUCCGUUAGUUCGCCGACCGAGGACGGCAAGAAAUUGAGCGAUAAAUUGGAGAUCGUUUCGAAUAAAUUGCAACAAAUCGCCGUCAACGUCAAGCAGGAUAAGGAGAGUUGUAAUUGUUGGUGUACCGGUUGGGCGGAGAUUUACAUUAGAAGACCCACGGGUGACAUGUCGUGGGUGAUGAGAAUCCAGAACAACAUCAAUUUCACCGAGGAAAUAUUCGAAUUUCCCUUAAACGAACUCUCUACUCUCUUCAGACCUUCUUUGGAUCCCGAAGAAACCGGCGCAAACGAACGACCUCCAUUGAAAAGGCAAUACUCCGAAGAUAACCAAGAGGAAGACAAAGCGACCGGAUCAAACGCAAGUUUAACAGGUUCUCCUAAAAACUCGCCGUCCAGGCAAGAUUCCAAAGACAGCGUCGAAGGCGAAUCGGAUUACAUCUACGACGACGGCACGCGAUCGCGGAACCCCGUGCGCCGGUCGAACUCCAGCCCGGAGAUGUCGGCCAGCUGGAAGAACCCCUUCUGCCACCAGAAGAUCGCCUCCGAAGACAGCAAGAAGAACGCCGAAGACGACGGCGGCAAGAAGAACAAGGGCUACCAGAAGGACAUGCGGGUGAGCUGCGAAGCCAUACCGGAGGAAAUAGCCGGCUCCGGUACGACGCCGCCAUCGGGCGAUUCGCUCCCGGUGGCCGGGAAACCGGACCCGGCCAGCGCCGUGUUCAGCACCUCGCACCACCCGUCUCUCAUGAGCUGCCACAGCUAUCCCGGCUCGUCGCCGCCCAAGGAAAGCGGGAUCUCCGCGAAACCGUACCAAACGGUACCGCCCACGCCUAACAUACAGACCUCCAGCCAACAGCCGGAGUUCAUCAGGCGACCCACUAAUCUACCUAAUUUGACCAAUUUGGUACCGUUGAGCGCCAAACCGCCGCAGAGCCCCACGCAAACUUCGCCUAGGUUCUCCAGGCACGCUCACUCCACCGGCGCCAGUAGAGACAAAGGAGACAGCGCAGGUUGGGAGAUCCAGAAGAGCUCGUCGGCGUCGAUAAUCGAACGCAACGUAUCGGGCAACCUGAACUGGGCGCGCGAGCGCGCCAAAGAGCGAAAGAACAGCGGCAGCGUCGAGCGAUUGAGCACGCUCGACGCGAACCAGGCGCAGAUGCGCGACCGCGUCCACACCAUAUCGGUGUCCAGUCCGGCGACGAGGAUAUCGCGGUCGGACAGCGCGCCGGCGCCGCCGUCGAAGGGUAACAACAAGCAGCCGAAGGAGCCGCCGAAGAGCGGCGUCAAUCCGAGCUUCGUGUUCCUGCAGCUGUUCCACGCGAACAUAUUCAACACGAAGAUCGAGAAGCCGGUGUUGGUGAAGAUGACCGAUCCCAUACAGAGGGCGAUGAAGAUUUUGGAUCACAUACAUCCGUUCGAGACGCAUUCGAUCGGGGUGAUAUACGUGAAGGAGGGACAGGUGGAUUCGGAGGUGGAGAUUUUCAAGAAUCGAUUCGGUUCGUUGAGGUACAUCGAAUUUUUGCAGCAAAUCGGGACGCUCGUGAAGUUGACCGAUCUAGAUCCACAAAAAUUCUAUCUGGGAGGGCUCGAUCAUCACGGCAACGACGGGAAGUUCGCUUACCUUUGGCAAGACGAUAUCAUUCGGGUGAUGUUCCACGUAGCCACCAUGAUGCCUAAUCAAAAGAACGAUCCGAAUUGCAACGAUAAAAAGAGGCAUAUAGGUAACAAUUUCGUUACGAUCGUGUACAAUGAAAGCGGCGAAGAAUUCAAUAUAAGCACUAUUAAGGGUCAACUAACGUUCGCUAGCAUAGUUAUCCAGCCUUUAGACCUGGGUUUAAAUAGAGUGGUUACGAAAGUGAAAGACGACGUUGCUCAUUUGAUAACAUCCUGCGAGCCUAAACUGGUUUCGGAUCAGAACGUGGGCGUCUUAGCCAGGCAGAUGGCGCUGCAUGCGAACAUGGCAUCAUUGGUAAUAAAGUCGUUGAGGAAUCCUGCGAGCGAUCCUUACGCAUCGAACUGGCUGGAGCGGUUGCGGAAGAUCAAAAGUAUCAGGAACAAGGUGAUAAUGGAUCAGAAAAACGAGGCGAGCAUUUCGAGCAUUUAUCCCAAAGACGACGGAAAGAAGAACCUUAUGGAGGACUUUACCGACUACACGUAAACGUUAUUUUGUCCCGUGAUCGUUUAUUUGUUUCGACGAAGGUUUUAGGUUAAUUGAUUGAUUUUAUUGGAAUUGUUUGUCGAUUAAAAAGUAUAUUAGUUAUAAUUUUUAAGUAUAGUUACGCUAAUUAUCCGUUUUUUGUGAUAUCGACUCGGUUCAAACGAGUUUUUUUAAGACUUCACUACGUUUACAGCAUUGUAAAUCGAGAAAAAUAUAUAAAAAUUGACGGACUUAUUAUGAUUAUUUAAGUUGAUUUAAUUAGUAGUUUCGGCAUAUUAAAACGAAACUCAUAUUUUAAACGAUUAUUGUAUUGAAU